AAUAGGAGGAAGACGCUCCCGGUGCCAGAAGGGAUAUUACUCGAAGGGUCUUUUUUUUUUUACUUACCCAAACUGGGAAUUUACUUUCCACGGCCGGGAAGAAAUUAGCUCUGCAACUUAAACAAAAUACACUAUUCUCGCAGGAGUCCAAAGUGACAGACGCUUGAACGGCAUUUCGUUAUUGAAUCCGUCAGUGGCUCCUUGGUUUCAUAUCUCGGAUAUUAAAUUGCACCUCUGAAGAGAAUGACAUUUCUCCGACUCCAAGUGUUCAUUGGGGCUCUUGUGUGUUCCUGCAGUGUAAAUGGAUCUUCGCAGCCUCAGGCCAGGGUGUUCCUAACAUUCAGUGAGCUGCAGGAAACCAAGACCUCUCAGUUCUAUGCCCUCUCCCACCACCCUUUAGACUACAGGAUAUUAGUAAUGGAUGAAGAUCAAGACCGGAUCUACGUGGGCACCAAAGAUCACAUCCUGUCUUUGAAUAUCAAUAAUAUAAGCCAGGAACCUCUGAGUAUUUUCUGGCCAGCGUCAGCAAACAAGGUUGAUGAGUGCAAAAUGGCUGGCAAGGAUCCUACUCACGGCUGUGGUAAUUUUGUACGUGUGAUCCAGACCUUCAACCGCACUCACCUAUACGUCUGUGGGAGUGGAGCAUUCAGCCCUGUAUGUGCAUAUCUCAACAGAGGGCGAAGGUCUGAGGAGCAGGUUUUCAAAAUCGAUUCCAAAUGUGAAUCUGGAAAAGGACGUUGCUCUUUCAACCCAAACGUGAACACUGUCUCCGUUAUGAUCAAUGAAGAGCUAUUUUCAGGGAUGUAUAUUGAUUUCAUGGGGACUGAUGCUGCCAUUUUUCGCAGUUUAACCAGGCGGAAUGCAGUGAGAACUGACCAGCACAAUUCCAAAUGGCUGAGUGAGCCCAUUUUCGUGGAUGCCCAUCUCAUCCCAGAUGGUACCGACCCCAAUGAUGCUAAAGUAUACUUCUUCUUCAAAGAGAAACUGACAGACAACAGCGGCAGCACGAAGCAGAUUCACUCAAUGAUUGCUAGAAUAUGUCCCAAUGAUACUGGUGGGCAGCGUAGCCUUGUGAACAAGUGGACAACUUAUUUGAAAGCAAGACUUGUGUGUUCGGUAAUGGACGAUGAUGGAACAGAGACCUACUUUGACGAAUUAGAGGACGUGUUCCUGCUAGAAACAGAUAAUCCUAGAACAACACUAGUCUAUGGUAUUUUCACAACAUCCAGUUCUGUGUUUAAAGGUUCAGCAGUGUGUGCGUACCACUUGUCAGACAUCCAGAGAGUAUUUAAUGGGCCAUUUGCACAUAAGGAAGGCCCAAAUCACCAGCUGAUCCCCUAUCAGGGAAGAAUUCCUUACCCACGACCUGGAACAUGUCCAGGAGGAGCCUUCACACCCAACAUACGGACAACCAAGGAGUUUCCAGAUGAUGUGGUCACCUUCAUUAGGAACCACCCCUUGAUGUUCAAUCCCAUAUAUCCAGUCCACAGGAGGCCAUUAAUCAUUCGGACAGGCACAGACUACAAGUACACAAAGAUAGCUGUCGAUCGUGUUAAUGCAGCUGAUGGAAGAUACCAUGUCUUGUUUCUUGGAACAGACCAAGGCACAGUUCAGAAGGUUGUGGUCUUGCCCAGCAAUUCCACAGCAAGCGGGGAGCUCAUAUUAGAAGAACUGGAAGUUUUUCAGAAUAAUGUUCCUAUAACAACAAUGGCCAUUUCAUCUAAAAAGCAACAGUUGUAUGUAAGUUCCGAUGAAGGGGUGACUCAAGUUUCUCUGCACCGCUGCCAUAUCUAUGGGACAGCCUGCGCUGAUUGUUGCCUCGCCAGAGAUCCGUACUGUGCUUGGGAUGGCAAUUCCUGCUCCAGGUUCUACCCAACAGGGAAACGGAGAAGCCGUAGACAAGAUGUGAGGCAUGGAAACCCUAUGACUCAGUGCCGAGGAUUUAAUCUAAAAGCUUACCGCAAUGCAGCAGAGGUAAUUCAGUACGGAGUCAAGAAUAACACCACCUUCCUGGAAUGCACGCCUAAAUCGCCACAGGCCUCUAUUAAGUGGCUCUUACAAAAAGACAACGACAGAAGGAAAGAGGUCAAACUGAAUGAAAGGCUCAUAGCAACCGAACAAGGGCUCUUGAUCCGCUCAGUCCAGGAUGCUGACCGAGGGCUCUACCACUGCAUUGCGACUGAAAACAGUUUCAAGCAGACAAUAGCAAAGAUCAACUUCAAGGUGUUAGAUUCAGACAUGGUGGCCUUCAUGACGGACAAGUGGUCUCCGUGGACCUGGGCCAGCUCCUUCCAAGCGUUGCAGUUUCACCCCAAGGACUUGGUUGGUACUUUCAGCCACUCGGAACUGCAGAUGAUUAACCAGUACUGCAAAGACACGAGACAGCUUGGGCAGCAGGCAGAAGAUGCCCAGAGGAUGAGAGGGGAUUAUGGGAAGUUAAAGGCCCUCAUCAACAGCAGGAAAAGUAGGAACAGAAGGAAUCAGUUGCCUGGAUCAUAAGGUUUUACUUUGGAACAUCAAACUUGUUUUUUCUGUCCUCCCUUGAGGGAUUUUUUGGGGUUUUUUGUUUUGUUUUUUGUUUUCCUGCUGAGAGCAUAGAAAAACCAUAGUAAAGCAAGCCUGAUAGCAGAACGUUCCAAUGAAAUGCAUCCUAUCUAAGCAAAAAAGGAAACACAAAACCGAUCCAAAGAGAUGUUCCUUGUAAAGUGGCCACUGACAGCAGAUACAUCCUUACUUUACCUGUAAACCGGAUCAUUUGCCAGAUUUCCAUAAGAAAUCAGUUUGUCAGUUGUCUUUUCCUGAGGAAUAAAACAAACAAAAGAUGCACUGACUGCCCAUCUUGGAAUUGUGCAAGAUGGGAAGGAAAAGAAAAGUUUGGGUUAAGAUUGGAUAUAUGAGUUUGGGGGUGGGGGGGGGCAGCAGGAAGGUACUUAAAUUUCUUACUUGUAUUGUCUCUGUUGGGGGGAUUCUAAGCAGAAGAAGGGGAGGAAUGACAUCUCAGACAUUUUUUUUACCAGUGCUAGCUCAUGCCGGUAUAUGUUCUUUUCUGAUCUACUGGCAUUUAUCCCACUGACUUUGGUAUGUAUGAUUCUCUCCGAUUAUGGUACGCUAACUUGAAAAUCAACAAGCAAGGAGAUAGAUAUCAUUCCCCAUCAUUGUAUUAAAGGUACAAGAAUGCUCCCAUGAAUGCAACCAUAACACAGAACUGCUGAUUGUAUAAGUGAAGCUUGUUUUAUAUAUAUAUAUAUAUAUAUAUUAUUUAUAUAUAAUCAGAAUCCCCAUUUCUUUUUGACAUGAUAAAGUCACACUAAUGUGAUUUUAUUAGUGGCAUACUUAUACUACAUGCUUCUUUCCAGCAGCUUUCGUCCGACUCCCAGGUGAUUUCUUAUCCUGGUAGAUUUCCGAACUGUAGAACAAGGUCAGGUGGCUUCAGAACAUUAUCUGGGUUAUUUAGGCUAUGUAUGAUCUGGAUAGUAAAUACGAUUGUUUUAUGAAUGCAUUCCAUGAGAACUGAUGUUUGCCCAGCCAGAGCAAUCCUUGAAAACCAGAAUAAAGUCAUUCAGUACAGAGAUAUAGAACCUACUAAGUAAUGGCAAGUCCCCAGCAUCAUUUCUUAUAACCAUUUUUGCAUAGCAACCUGCCCCUCCCCACAAACAAACGAAUGGAAGAGGAUGCAGGAAUAAAAUAGGGCAUAACCCAGUCGAAGAUUUCAAAGGGAAGUAUAUAUUUAAUGCUCUAUUAAUCAACACUUUGAAAACCUCUUACUGAUAAAACCAGCCUGGACUACACAAUGGUGAGUAAUCCGGAUGGAUUGUCCUAAAAAUUAUGCAGAUAAUUAGAACAAUGUGAUCCUACGUUGGGUAAACUCCAGUAAUCCAUCGCUGGAAGGUGCUGUUGGUUAUGGAUCUGGCCUGCAUUCACCUUCUUUCAGAAGUCCUUUCUGAUCCCAUAAAAGUUGAUGCUCAAAAGUUUCAGGACCUAUCUGAGCCAGUGGCUGAGGAAGGGUUGUAGUUUGGGGACAAAUGGGGAAAAAAUUGCCCUUCCUUCCUGUUCCAUCACCAGAGCUGCACUGAGGGCAAUUUCACCCUCUUCCUCCUUUUCAGCACAGCCCCCCCCCCCGCCCCAGUUAAUAUCCAUAGGGAUCUCAUGAUGUCAGGAAUGAAUUUUCCCAGGGUCAGAAAGCAGGGAAGAGAAUAAGAGAAAGGCCUGCAGUCCUUGAACCCGCAGAUUGCUAGAUCCAACCCAUUUCAUUGUUUUUGUGGGUUUGUUUCUUUGAAUUUUGCAGUUACACAUGAGAACUGAUACCACAACUAACAAUUAAAAGAUUAAGAUUAAAAAACCUAACCUAUGUGGGAAUAUAGAUUACUGAGAACUAGUUUUCCCACAGUGUUCAUGUAGCCACUUGAUAAGAUGGCUUUUACCAAUGCUAGACUCUUCUCCAUCCCAAAAUCUCCAACCAAGGGUUCAAGUGUGGCAUGGAAGUAACUGCAGCAGUUGGCACCAAUGGUCAGAGAAAGACUGGAAUAGCCCUAUGUAUGAGAUAUCUGACAUGUAAAGAACACACGUCAGGAGAUGAAAUGGUAGCCAGGAAGGGUAGUUUAAAAAGACAGCCGGUGGGAGGGCAAAGGGUUUGCUAUACACCGGAGCUGUGUGAAGGGGCUGUGAAAUGCCAGAAGGGAGACUUCAGCCCAUUAUAACCUCUCCAGGUCCAAGCCCAGUUCUGGAAGGCAGCUCCAGCCCCAUUUCCAUUCCUCGCUGCCCUCUGGUUGCCAUCCCACACAGUUUUAGACUAGGGAGGAGAAAUUGAGAGUGGAUUUGGGGAGGUGAAGAUGAAAUUAACAAACCCUCUGAGGAGCCAUGUCUGAGGGCUCUGUCUUUCUAAACUAUACUUCCUGGCUAACGUUGCAUCUCAUGUAGAGAGACUCUAAGGUAUUGUGUCAAUUAGGCCUAAAUUCUGUAUCCUCCCAAAGCCUUUUCAGCCAGCACUCCCAUCUGCUACCUUGGUUGGCAACUUGUUUGUUGAGAUCCCCUUUACAUGCACUCUAAAAGGCAGACCUGUGGGUGGUCUUCAUUGAUUCCGUUCCAGACCAAGUUCGACAUAAAGCUUUAUGCCCACGUAGCUGUACAGAAUGUCACAGAACUCUCCUGAUUUUAGUGACUUCCAUAGCCUUCAGUUGCACUGGUCAUGCACAUUCCCCUUGUUUCUGUCCUUGUAUAGGAAAAGACAUUUCUGAAAGUGAAAGUUUUUAUAACAAAUCAUUAAGACUUAACAGAUUUCAUUUACCUCAUAGAGCAAGGAUGCCCAACAUGGAGCCCAUGGGCUCCACUACACCCUCUAACAGCUUUCCUGGAGCCCAGCAACUGUUUUUAGAUGGGGCCUCGUGUGGGGCUUCUGACUGGGCUGGUGAUCUUAUUGUCUAUGCAAAUUAAAAUGUUUCAGUGGCAGCUGCCACCACAGUGUUAGUUUUAUUCUCUCUCUCUCUUCCCUGCCAGUGUACUUUAAAAAAUACCCCUCUUCUUUCAUGCACUUUUGCUCCCUCUGUGUAUAUGGCACCUCCUCCUGUGGCAGCCAUUUUGUGGUUGAAUCUACUACUCUGUGUCAAAAUUCUAAAGGUCCCCAUAGACUCAAACAGGUUGGGGACCCCAUCAUACAGCUUGAAGCCUCUAAGAAGUAAGCCUAUUUAUAAUUAUAAUAAUAAUAUAAUUAUAAUAGUAACAUUUGAUUUAUAUACCACCCUGCAGGACAACUUAAUGCCCACUCAGAGCGGUUUACAAAGCAGUUUACAAAGAGUGUUAUAUUAUUAUCCCCAUGACAAUCACCCUGUGAGGUGGGUGGGGCUGAGAGAGCUCUGGGAGAGCUGUGACUGACCCAAAGUCACCCAGCUGGCUUCAAGUGGAAGAGUGGAGAAUCAAACUCAGCUCUCCGGAUUAGAGUCCUGCCACUCUUAAGUGCUCACCAAACUGGCUCUCUAUUUAUACAAGAAUGUCAUCAUUUUAAAGCCUGACUGUAUUUCCUUCUACUUCCUUUUGCUUAUUCAUUUCUAGUACCACUGAUUAUAAAGAAAUGGAUACACUUUCCAAAGUAAGUAGCUAUCCUAUUCUCUGUCACUGCUCCUCAAAAAUUACUAGUGUGGUGUGGCUUAUUGUCUUAGAACAGGGGUCCUCAAUUGUUUUGAGCCUGUGGGCACUUCUGAAAUGUUGAGAACAGAGGGUGGGCACCAUUACAAAACGGCUGCCAUGGGAGCUGGGCCAAUCACAAAGUGUUGGGAUGCUCCAAGCCAAGUGACCUAGAGUGAGUGCAAGUGAGUGCUCCCUGAAGAUAAAAAUAAGAUGCUUCCUGGCCAUUUCUGAAUCUCCUUUUGCUGAAACAAGGGGAAGAAAAGUCAGGAUUAGAUAUUUGCUUCAGGGAAGAAGCAAAGGGGCACCAGGAAACCAGGUACUAUGAGACCCAUAGGUGCUACACUGGGGGUCACUGUAUUAGACAUUACCUGGAUACAUUCUCAGUAAUUAAAUUCAAGACCAACUUACACAUUGCAAAAGCCUCCCCCCUGAAUCACUUUGGAAUGCUCCGAAUCUUUAAGGAGCAUUCCAAAGCAAUUCAAAUACCCAAAUCCGAAGCAGCUUGCCACUUUAGGUUUUGGGUAUUUCCGAAUAUUUUUGGGGUGCAUACCCCCAGUUGUAGUUGUUUCCAGAUGAUGUACAAUGGUAUAUAAGUGUUUGUGGGCACAAUUUAUUGUUUUCAACAGCCAUGUAUGGUAUUUGAAUGGGUGCCCAUUAGGCCUGAAGAAUAAUAAUAGUUAACAAUGUUUAUUAAAAACAAAAUAUUGGCAAUAUACAUGGUUCAGUUAACAAAUUGGCAGAGCCUCAAGUCUCAAAAUAAUAUUUUAAAAGCUGCUUUAGAUAUAGUUAUAAUGGUAUUACGAUUUAAGGGAUUAAUGUUAAACUAACAUGUUUUCCUGCUGCAUGAAAAAUUUAUAUAUUGACAAAAAAAAAUUGCUGGUUUAUAGCUCCUCCAACACUCCGUGCUCCAUGAUCCCAUAACAUAUUCAAAAUUCAGAAGUUCAGCUAAAUGUAAUAAUUGAAGAUUCCCAUUAAACAUUUGCUUCUUUGAUCACAUGUUAUACUUAGUGUGACCUGGGGAACAACAGCUCCCUCAGGGUCAUGGAACUAAAAAAGAAAUCUGGUUCACUGUGCACCUACUAGUUUACAUGUGAUGAGCAAUGGGAGCAGCUGUGUGGUUCAUCUUUGCUCUUCAGAGCAUACAGAGCAUGAUGCGCAAUGUGAAGGCUAUGCAUUUAUCCCUAGACAAAUGAUAUGUGGUUUUGGGUGGGGUGUUCACAGGUGAGACUCGGUUGAUGGACCUGAAUGUCACAUACAUUAUGCUCUCGCUGUGUGGUAAAGAAUCCGGAACAAGCCAAAGAUACUCUUCUGCACCCUGUGCUUAGGUCAUAUAUACAUGUUGUGUGUAAACAGCAGUAGAGAAAUUAUAUAUGCACAAUAGAGCUUCUGCACCAAAAAGUCACUUGCAAAAGGUUUCCCUUGUCGCACUCAGUAGCUGAGCAUCUCCUGUAUUUCCACAGUAGCUUCUUCAAAAUCAGCUCUGAAAAUCUAUGGCUUUUUUGCCCAGCAGUAGUGUUGUUAUGAGAAGCAGAAUUUCUUUUACAAAAUUCACUUUUUAGAUAUAGCCUUUGAUUCCUCUUAUUCUCUUUUUAGCUUUCAAAAGAAGAAUUUCUCUAUCUUUUUGUAGUUUUCUGUUAUACCUGUAUGCACACUUCUGUAAUUUCAGCCCUUGCCAUGUUUCAAUGUUUCAGUGUCCUGUAUCACAGGGUGCACUAGUAGGAUAGGGUAAUUUGGGAAGACAUUGCCUUCCCUUAGCAUCUCACCCCUCCUCUGUUCAGAUUUCUCUUUUGAUCAGAAUGGACUUGAUUGAAAACAAACUCCAAGAAAACAAACUCCAAAUUCCUACAGAGGAAAAGAAAUAAAUUGUUGGAUUUCAGAGAGAAAUUGGGUAAGAAGGAAUUAAGAUAAUUCUUCUUAGCAACACUACUCAGGAGAUGUGGAGAGAAUUGCCUGUUAGCUUUUCUGUUUCUCCAAAAAUAUGGAAGAAAGACUUCAUGUCAAUUCCAGGUGCCAAUAGUUUUUAGCCAUCUGGUAACCCACAUAAUCCAACUGGAAAGGAUGGGAAACUUUUUGUCUCUUACUGAUGAGUUUGCACAUGGACUAAUCUCAGCAGGUCAAAAGAAUAGACUCUUGUGUCAUUAUUAGAGGUGGGCACAAACCGAAAUACGAACCAAAAUUCAUCACAAACUGGGCCAGUUCAUGGUUCACAAACCAGCAGUUCAUCAGAGCCCAUUUCUGAUGAACUGCCACAAAUUUUACGCCGGUUCAUUUGGUUCAUUUUUCAGUUUGUUACGGCAGACAGCCUGGCACUGAGCAAUCAGUUUUCUAGGCAAUGGAGGGAUGGGCUUUCUGCAGCCCCGGAAGUGACCUUUUCUUGCCCUGGAAGUGAUGUUUUCAUCAACCGAAUGAACUGGUUCGCAAACCAGGGUAAGUCUGUGAAAGUUGGUGGUUCGUGAAACACAAUGAACCAUGAACCGCACAGUUCGGUAUUUUCCCAGUUCGUGCCCACCUCUAGUCAUUAUUUUCAGUUGGUAUUAGCUGUGACUAACUUUUGGAGGAGUGAGCUGUCCUGGUUCUGCAGCUCCAGGUUUACCUCUCAACACAGAAUUACUAAAAUUUGAUGAACAAGCCUGAUCUAAAAUGUACAGGGUAGUAUAAAUUAGAGUUUUGUUAGAAUGUCUAUUUGUUCAGUGUCAGUCCCCCUGUAGGUAACAUGAAUGUUUAAGUUUGUAAUUUUUUUUCUAUUUAAUACCUUCCUGUUUUGAGGAUACUGAAUAAUGUAUAUAAUUAUAGUCUUUUUUAAAGAAAAAAACUUGUAGACAUAACUUUGCCAAAUGUAAAGAUAUGCGCAAUACUAUUUUUUUUAUCAGUGUAUACCAGGUUUGUUUUAUGAUUGUCUUUUUUGUUGUUUGUAAAGUUGGAAGAAAUCUUGAUUCAACUGCAUUUUUUUUUAGAUCAUUGGUCCUGUAGAUAUGUCCAUUUCAUUUUUUAAAGCACCCUCUUUUCCACCUUAUAUGAAAUACAUAUAAUUUUAGCAUGAUGAAACAAUGAAUAUAUACCAUGGAUUUUAAAAAGGACUCAAUAUUAUUUAAUUGGAUAACCCAAAUGUUGUCUGCCUGAAAAUAAAGGGUGUUAAAGCUA
Messenger RNA from Eublepharis macularius, 9261 nucleotides. It is a transcript of the gene SEMA3C, whose product is annotated as semaphorin 3C. NCBI's taxonomy places the organism in Eukaryota, Metazoa, Chordata, Lepidosauria, Squamata, Eublepharidae. Gene Ontology annotation, biological process: negative regulation of axon extension involved in axon guidance; axon guidance; negative chemotaxis. The record is from RefSeq and is a predicted model, not a curated record. Gene Ontology annotation, molecular function: chemorepellent activity; semaphorin receptor binding. The transcript has 18 exons. The coding region runs from base 244 to 2499 and encodes 751 amino acids.